GCCUCCCAUUGGCCAUCGGCGCCCCGUGCGUAACGCCCCGGGCCGCUCGCUGAUUGGCCGCGCGGGCCAACCGUCGGUAUUUGAAUCGGCGGCGGGCGGACAGGAUCCCGGACUCCGCGCCUCCUGUGCCCUCUCCUCCGUUUCGUGGCCGGCAGAAUGAAUCUGCAGAUCUUCAAUGAUGAAAACGUCACUUGUGACAGAAGUACAGAAAACUGCGACUUCCUGUUUUCACCACCGGAACUUACCGGAAGAUCGUCUGUUCUCCGUCUGUCACAGAAAGAAAAUGUGCCCCCCAAGAGCAUAGCCAGAGCGAUGAAGGUGACUUUCCAGACACCUCUGCGGGAUCCACAGACGCACAGGAUUUUAAGCCCUAGCAUGAGCAGCAACCUCGAGGCUUAUUUGGCCCUGGGCGACACCGACGGAUUGGAAAGCUCUCACCUGGGCUGGACCCCCAAGAACCAACAGUUCACUAAGGAAGCGGAUGCCCAGACGAGCAACGGGAGUCUUCGGGAGCCGGCGGCUGGCGCAGAUCCCCCGCCAGAGGACUGGAGACCAGCCUCCACCGACCAGCAUUCGAGCGGGCCUGCCUCCACUCCCCAGGCCAGCCGGGACCCGUCCAGCUCCCCCCAGACCCCAGCAAGGCUUGAAAAGCGACUGGCAUCUGCAGGACAAGUGCCUGACAGCCCCGGGCAGGGCGCGGAGGGACACGCCGGUUCUCAUUCUCUAGAGAAAACUGCUGCAUCCUCCUCUGAGAUCCCAGAAGACACCCCCAGGAUGGUACCCCGAGACGGAGCAGAGGACCCUCACACAGCCACGGGAGACGGCUCGAGCGAAGUCCCCACUUCCUCGGCCAUGGUCACGUCCCCCGCUGGUACUCAGCCCGAAGGCCCCCGCAGAGAAAGCCCCUGUGCAGACCUGCCUGGGGCCCGGGCCGGCCCCCCAGAGGCUGGGGAUGCCACGGCCCCAAGUCCUCGGGAGGAAGCGGCCGGCGGCCAAGUGACCGACUCUUCAGGGAGUGGGCCCAUCACGCUAGAGUUGGACCUCUGUGACGACGCCACAAGCAAAAAACCACCUUCGCCGAGGAGUCUGGGGCAGAGGCCCGGCCCCCCGCCUCCCUUGAGGAGCCCCGAGGCCGGGCAGGAAAAGGCCCCCGCAGAGGCAGGCCAGAGCCCCGCUCUCCCUCCUCGGGGGUCCUACAACUUGGACUGGGACAAGCUGGAUGACCCCAACUUUAACCCGUUUGGAGGCAGUGGAGAAGCCCUGCCCUCAGAGCACCCCCAGAGCAGGCCAGCUGGUCUGGUGACCGAGCAGCUGAGCACUGGGCCUGCAGCCGCAGGGGCCUCACCUCAGAGCCAGCAGGUUCCGUCAGCCUCAGCAGAUGGCGCACCUGUGAUACCUGUGAUGCAGACCACGGCAGGGAGCUCAGGGGCGGUGGGCAAGGAGGAGAGCACAGAUUCUCCAGGGACAGCAGCGGCCACCAGCAGGCCAGACAGUGAGCCCACAGGCGUGCCCACUGACCCAGCGCUCCCUGCUCCUCAGUGGGGGCCAGGGCCGGCCUCAGACCUGAGUGAGGAGCACUUCCGAGACCCAGCGGACGUUCUAGGCACGGGGGCCGACGUGGACUACUUGGAGCAGUUCGGAGCGUCCUCGUUUAAGGAGUCAGCGCUGAGGAAGCAGUCCUUGUACCUCAAGUUCGACCCGCUCUUGAAUGGCAGUCCUCAGAGACUGGUGCCCGCGGCCCCCGAGACCCCCAGCAUGCAGGCUGCAGACGCGCCCUCCUGCGGGGGCCCCCUCGAGGCGACGCUAGUGGACCUCGACUUGCCCGCAGCCCCGGCCGGCCCCGUGCUGGGCCCGCCUCCAUGUGUCCUCGGGCCUGGGGGCCCGCUGCUGCCCAUGGGGCCCAUUGUGGACGUGCUUCAGUACAGCCAGAAGGACCUGGACGCAGCGGUGGCGGCGACGCAGAAGGAGAACCUGCAGCUGCGGAGCAGGUGCGAGGCGCUGCACGCCAAGAACCUGGAGAUGGGGAAGGUCAUGGACGGCUUCGAGCGAGUCGUGUACCAGUCGCUGGAGGAGGCUCAGAAACAGAAGGAACGUGCCGAAGCUGAGAUCCAGAAGGUUCUGAAGGAAAAAGACCAGCUGGCUGCAGACCUGAGCGCCAUGGGGAAGUCGUUCUCCGGCCUCCUGAAGCGGUUUGAGAAGCAGAAGGAAGUGAUCGAAGGCUACCGCACGAACGAGGAGUCGCUGAAGAAGUGCGUGGAGGACUACAUCGUCAGGAUCGAGGCGGAGGGCCAGCGCUACCAGGCGCUGAAGGCCCACGCGGAGGAGAAGCUCCAGCAGGCAAACGAGGAGAUCGCCCAGGUCCGCAGCAAGGCCCAAGCGGAGGCCUUGGCCUUCCAGGCGAGCCUGCGGAAGGAGCAGAUGCGCGUCCACUCGCUGGAGAAGGCGGUGGAGCAGAAGACUAAAGAAAACGAUGAACUGACCAGAAUCUGUGACGACCUCAUUUCCAAGAUGGAGAAGAUCUGACAGGGUCCUCGCCCUGCCCCCUACCCCGCCCCUGUCUGUCUGUCUAUCUGUCUGCGUGUCUGUCUGUUGGAAGAUGUCAUAUUCUCUCCUAACCUCAGCUCAUUUUUAAACUAGAUUACUUAAAAAAAAAAAAGAUUAAAUAAAGUUUUCCUUAAGUUUAAGCACUGAA
This is a messenger RNA of Pteropus alecto (black flying fox), 2692 nucleotides long. It is a transcript of the gene TACC3, whose product is annotated as transforming acidic coiled-coil containing protein 3. The transcript is spliced from 16 exons. The coding region runs from base 157 to 2523 and encodes 788 amino acids. Gene Ontology annotation, biological process: mitotic spindle organization; cerebral cortex development; cell population proliferation. Gene Ontology annotation, cellular component: cytoplasm. The record is from RefSeq and is a predicted model, not a curated record. NCBI's taxonomy places the organism in Eukaryota, Metazoa, Chordata, Mammalia, Chiroptera, Pteropodidae.